AUUUUCUUCCAAGAAAAAAGAAGGAAAACAAAUACUGUACUACACAGAGGAGCUCCAUUGCCAAUACUCGCUCCUCCCCUCUUUAAGAAGGAAGGACGGCCAUUAUUAAGCCUCCCCUACCUCGCCCCUCUCCAUUCAAGCCGCCGGACCGGAGAAGACAAGAAGACCACACCCAGCCGCCGGAGGAGGAGGAGGCGAGGAGAACACCAGCCGCCUCGCAGGGACCGAGAGCUCACGAUGGACCCGCUUGAGGAAGAGUUGCCACCACCACCUCCUCUGCCUCCCAACGUGGUGCCCAUCAGAGCCGAAGAUGCUGCGGCUGCUGAUGCCAAUGAUACCCCAGCUGACAAGCCAACAAAGCCUAAGAGGCUCCUGAUGGUCAGACCCGGAUUGGGCAAGAAAGGACUGCCCAUCCAGCUCCUUGCCAACCACUAUAAAGUCUCUGUGAAGAGUUCAGAGGAAUUUUUCCACCACUACAAUGUUAUUAUGAAGUAUGAGGAUGAUACGCUGGUUGAUGGAAAAGGGGUAGGCAGGAAGGUGAUUGACAAACUGCAGCAUACUUACCGCGCCGAGCUCUUGAACAAGGACUUUGCCUAUGAUGGUGAGAAGAGCCUCUUCACUAUCGGCGCUCUUCCGCAAGUCAACAAUGAAUUCACUGUGGUUCUGGAGGAUAUUGGGUCUGGAAAGAGCGCUGCAAAUGGAAGCCCCGGAGGCAAUGACAGCAGCCCUGGAGGUGGUGACAGGAAGAGAGUGAGGAGGCCAUUCCAGACGAAGACUUUCAAAGUGGAGCUGUGCCUUGCAGGGAAAAUCCCGAUGGCCGCAAUCGGGCAAGCCAUUAGAGGACAGGAAUCAGAGAAUUCAAUGGAGGCGCUCCGAGUUCUUGAUAUCAUACUCAGGCAGCAUUCUGCAAAACAGGGCUGCCUUUUAGUUCGUCAGUCAUUUUUCCACAACAAUCCUGAUAGCUUUGUUGACUUGGGCGGCGGUGUGAUGGGGUGCCGAGGAUUUCACUCGAGUUUCCGUGGUACACAGAGUGGACUCUCCCUAAACGUCGAUGUUUCGACUACAAUGAUUGUUAAACCUGGUCCUCUUAUCGACUUUCUUCUCGCAAACCAGAAAGUUGACCACCCUAACAGAAUUGACUGGCCAAAGGCUAAGCGUGCUCUCAAGAACUUGAGGAUAAAAGCAGCUCCUACAAAUUCAGAGUUAAAGAUUAUUGGUUUGAGUGACAGAAACUGCAACGAACAGACGUUCCCGCUGAGGCAGAGGAAUGGUAACAACGGGGACACUAAUACUGUUGAAAUAACAGUCUCCGAUUACUAUCGGGUGCACAGAGGCAUAGAGCUCAAGUAUUCUGAUAAUCUCCCCUGUAUCAAUGCGGGGAGGCUAAAACGUCCGACUUAUUUCCCUGUGGAGCUUUGCACGCUUGUUCCUCUGCAAAGAUACACCAAAGCUCUGUCUACUCUGCAAAGGUCCUCACUUGUCGAGAAAUCCAGACAAAAGCCUCAAGAAAGAAUGUCAACCCUUAAUGAUGCACUGAAACGUAGCAACUAUGACUCUGACUCAAUGCUGAAGGCAUGCGGCAUUUCCAUUUCACAAAAUUUUACUCAAAUUGAAGGGAGGGUCCUGCAAGCACCCAAGAUGAGAGCCGGUAACAAUGAAGAUCUCCUCCCACGCAACGGACGUUGGAAUCUUGCACACAAGAAGCUGAUUAAGACCUGUGCCAUCAGUAGAUGGUCGGUUGUUAAUUUCUCUGCACGGUGCGAUGUUCAGGGUCUUGUCCGAGACCUUAAAAGGCUUGCGAUUGGAAAGGGACUGGAAUUCGAGGACCCCCAUGCUAUAAUUGAAGAAAAUCCAUCAAAGAGACGAGCGCCCGUGUCAGUUAGAGUUGAGGAGAUGUUUGAGCAGAUAAAACAGAAGCUACCUGGAGCACCCAGGUUCCUUUUGUGCCUUCUUCCUGAGAGGAAAAACUGCGAAGUUUAUGGUCCUUGGAAGAGGAAGUGUCUUGCCGAAUUUGGCAUUGUUACACAAUGUCUAGCUCCAGCAAGAGUCAAUGAUAAUUACCUAAACAAUGUGCUGUUGAAGAUAAAUGCUAAGCUUGGUGGUCUGAACACAUUGCUGCAAGUUGAAGUAUCCCGUGGAAUACCUAUUGUGUCAGAGGCGCCUACUAUCAUCUUGGGCAUGGAUGUGUCACAUGGUCAACCUGGGCAGUCUGACAGACCUUCUAUUGCUGCGGUGGUGAGCUCUCGUGAGUGGCCUCUCAUCUCUAGAUACAGAGCAACAGUGCACACCCAGUCACCUAAACUAGAAAUGAUGUCCUCCCUGUUUAAACCACGUGGAACUGAAGAUGAUGGCCUCAUUCGGGAAUCACUGAUCGACUUCUACACUAGUUCUGGGAAGCGAAAACCAGACCAAGUUAUUAUUUUUAGAGACGGGGUAAGUGAAAGCCAGUUUACUCAGGUCAUAAACAUCGAGCUUGAGCAGAUCAUUGAGGCAUGCAAGUUCCUUGACGAGAAGUGGGAACCUAAGUUCACACUCAUUGUUGCCCAGAAGAACCAUCACACCAAGUUCUUUCAAACUGGAUCUCCGGAGAAUGUUCCUCCAGGGACUGUCGUGGAUAAGCAAGUCUGCCAUCCUAAGAAUUUCGACUUCUACAUGUGUGCACAUGCUGGCAUGAUAGGAACUUCGAGGCCAACACAUUACCAUGUUCUCCACGACGAGAUCUGCUUCACUGCCGAUGCGCUUCAGGAAUUUGUGCAUUCCCUCUCUUAUGUGUACCAGAGGAGCACGACGGCCAUAUCGAUCGUUGCUCCAAUAGCCUACGCUCACCUCGCGGCGGCCCAGGUGGGCACGUUCAUGAAAUUCGAGGACAUGUCGGAUGCGUCAUCGAGCCAGGGAGGAGGUGGGCACACAUCCGCGGGCAGCGUCUCAGUGCCGGAGCUGCCGCGGCUCCACGAGAAAGUGCGGAGCACCAUGUUCUUCUGCUGAUGCGCUCUUUCUUGAGA
Molecule: messenger RNA, 3002 nt
Organism: Lolium rigidum
Lineage: Eukaryota; Viridiplantae; Streptophyta; Magnoliopsida; Poales; Poaceae
Product: protein argonaute 4B-like
Exons: 23
Coding region: 238-2985 (915 amino acids)
Biological process (GO): regulatory ncRNA-mediated post-transcriptional gene silencing
Cellular component (GO): cytoplasm
Molecular function (GO): protein binding; RNA binding
Source: RefSeq, a predicted model, not a curated record